AUGGCACCGAAAACCAGUGGAAAGGCAGCCAAAAAAUCCGGCAAGGCCCAGAAAAACAUCGCCAAGGGAGAUAAGAAAAAGAAGAAGAUCCGCAGGAAGGAAAGCUACGCUAUCUACAUCUACAAAGUGUUGAAACAGGUCCACCCUGAUACCGGAGUAUCCUCGAAGGCGAUGAGCAUCAUGAACAGUUUCGUCAAUGACAUCUUCGAACGCAUUGCAUCCGAGGCAUCGCGUUUGGCCCAUUACAACAAACGUUCGACGAUUACCUCUCGCGAAAUCCAGACCGCCGUUCGUCUGCUUUUGCCAGGAGAGUUGGCCAAGCACGCCGUUUCGGAAGGAACCAAAGCCGUCACCAAGUACACUAGCUCCAAGUAA
Molecule: messenger RNA, 375 nt
Organism: Malaya genurostris
Lineage: Eukaryota; Metazoa; Arthropoda; Insecta; Diptera; Culicidae
Product: histone H2B-like
Exons: 1
Coding region: 1-375 (124 amino acids)
Cellular component (GO): nucleosome
Molecular function (GO): structural constituent of chromatin; protein heterodimerization activity; DNA binding
Source: RefSeq, a predicted model, not a curated record